This is a messenger RNA of Triticum turgidum subsp. durum (durum wheat), 2451 nucleotides long. Lineage: Eukaryota; Viridiplantae; Streptophyta; Magnoliopsida; Poales; Poaceae. The record is from the annotation of a GenBank genome assembly.
AUGUACGUCGUGAAGCGGGACGGGCGGACGGAGACGGUGCACUUCGACAAGAUCACGGCGCGGCUCAAGAAGCUCAGCUACGGGCUCAGCCAGGAGCACUGCGACCCGGUGCUCGUCGCGCAGAAGGUCUGCGCGGGCGUCUACAAGGGCGUCACCACCAGCCAGCUCGACGAGCUCGCCGCCGAGACCGCCGCCGCGCUCACCGCCUCCCACCCCGACUAUGCCUCCCUCGCGGCGAGGAUUGCUGUGUCCAACCUGCACAAGAACACCAAGAAGUCCUUCUCCGAGACGAUUAAGGACAUGUACCUGCACUACAACGAGAGAUCUGGGCUGCUGUCUCCGCUGAUUGCCGAGGAUAUCUAUGAAGUCAUCAUGAAGAACGCCGCUCGCUUGGACAGCGAGAUAAUCUAUGACAGGGACUUUGAUUAUGACUACUUCGGUUUCAAGACUCUGGAGAGGUCCUACCUCCUGAAGCUUGGUGGGGUUGUCGUGGAAAGGCCGCAGCACAUGUUAAUGAGGGUUUCAGUAGGGAUACACAAGGAUGACAUUGAUUCUGCCAUCAGAACUUACCAUCUCAUGUCCCAACGCUGGUUUACUCAUGCUUCGCCAACCCUUUUCAAUGCUGGCACCCCGAGGCCACAGUUGAGCAGCUGUUUCCUUAUCUGCAUGAAAGAUGACAGCAUUGAGGGAAUCUAUGAUACUCUGAAGGAAUGCGCUGUCAUAAGUAAAUCUGCUGGAGGAAUUGGUGUUUCUGUUCACAAUAUUCGUGCUAUUGGGAGCUAUAUUCGAGGAACAAAUGGAACAUCCAAUGGGAUUGUUCCUAUGUUACGUGUCUUCAAUGAUACUGCUCGUUAUGUAGAUCAAGGUGGAGGCAAGAGAAAGGGUGCCUUUGCUGUAUACCUGGAGCCCUGGCAUGCUGAUAUUUUUGAGUUCCUUGAUCUGAGAAAGAACCAUGGCAAGGAGGAGAACCGUGCAAGGGAUCUUUUCUUUGCUCUCUGGGUUCCUGAUCUAUUCAUGCAAAGAGUACAAAAUAACGAGGACUGGUCCCUUUUUUGUCCCAAUGAAGCUCCGGGGUUGGCUGAUUGCUGGGGUGAGAAGUUUGAGGAAUUGUACAAGAAAUAUGAAAAAGAAGGCAAGGCGAAAAAGGUUAUUCCGGCACAGACCCUCUGGUUUGACAUUUUGAAGGCACAGAUAGAAACUGGCACACCUUAUAUGCUCUAUAAGGAUUCAUGCAAUAGGAAAAGUAACCAGCAGAAUCUGGGCACAAUCAAAUCUUCAAACUUGUGCACUGAGAUAAUUGAGUUCACAAGUCCUGAGGAAACUGCUGUCUGCAACCUAGCAUCUAUUGCUUUACCACGUUUUGUAAGGGAAAAGGGUGUCCCAAUAGAGUCCCAUCCAUCCAAGCUUGCUGGUAGCAAUGGAUCAAAAAAUAGAUACUUUGACUUUGACAAGCUAGGCGAGGUUACUUCAACUGUUACUUUCAAUCUAAACAAAAUAAUUGAUAUGAACUAUUAUCCGGUUGAAACCGCAAGGAGGUCUAAUAUGCGACACAGGCCAAUUGGCAUAGGAGUUCAGGGCUUGGCAGACACAUUCAUGUUACUUGGCAUGGCAUUUGAUUCACCUGAGGCUCAGCAAUUGAAUAGGGAUAUUUUUGAAACUAUUUACUACCAUGCUCUGAAAGCUUCCGCUGAACUGGCGGCUAAAGAAGGCCCUUAUGAAACAUAUGAAGGGAGCCCUGUCAGCAAGGGCAUUAUCCAACCUGACAUGUGGAAUGUAGUGCCAUCGACCAGAUGGAACUGGCCAACUUUAAGGGAAACUAUUUCUAAAGUUGGAGUAAGAAACUCUCUUCUGGUGGCUCCAAUGCCCACUGCUUCCACUAGUCAGAUUCUUGGCAACAAUGAGUGCUUUGAACCCUACACAUCUAACAUAUACAGUCGGCGGGUUCUAAGUGGGGAGUUUGUUGUGGUUAACAAGCAUCUUCUCCAUGACUUGACUGAGAUGGGUAUCUGGACACCUGCUCUGAAAAACAAGAUAAUUUAUGAAGAUGGUUCUAUUCAGAAGAUGGAAGAAAUCCCAGAUGAUCUUAAAGCAAUUUACAAGACUGUUUGGGAGAUUAAGCAGAAAACUCUGGUUGACAUGGCUGUUGAUCGUGGAUGCUACAUCGACCAGAGCCAGAGCCUUAAUGUCCACAUGGAUCAACCAAACUUUGCAAAGCUUACUUCGUUGCAUUUCCAUGCUUGGUCCAAGGGCCUGAAAACUGGGAUGUACUAUUUGAGAACAAGGGCAGCUGCUGAUGCAAUCAAGUUCACUGUGGAUACUGGCUUUCUGAAGGUCAAUGGAGAUGCUAAUGGCACUAAUGGCAAACUAGCAGAGGAAGACGACGAAGCCAAAAUGGCGCAGGUCGUCUGCUCCUUGAACAACCGGGAAGAAUGCCUGGCAUGCGGGAGUUAG